Molecule: messenger RNA, 2616 nt
Organism: Prunus persica (peach)
Lineage: Eukaryota; Viridiplantae; Streptophyta; Magnoliopsida; Rosales; Rosaceae
Product: long chain acyl-CoA synthetase 4
Exons: 19
Coding region: 442-2424 (660 amino acids)
Biological process (GO): fatty acid metabolic process
Cellular component (GO): endoplasmic reticulum; membrane
Molecular function (GO): long-chain fatty acid-CoA ligase activity
Source: RefSeq, a predicted model, not a curated record
UCAAAAUCCCAAAAACCAAAUCCGAAAAUCAGAGCCGUUGAGACUGUUGACCAGUCGUGUAACACAAUCAACUCUGAACACUGUGUCACAGGACUCGAAACACAACUACCACCAAACAAACCAGAAGGCUAAAAUCCAAGCGAGUGGUCCUCCCCUAUUUAGGACUCAGUGAGUCAGUGACUCGUCUUCGUCUGCUAGUCAAAAAACCAGCUGCCAGCGGUAGCCUCAUAAACUCUGUGUCGUCAAUUUACCAAAAUAGCCACUACUCGUCGUUCCAUUCCACCCACUGCCCUGCCACCUAUAUUUAUUGACUAUUUUUCCUCAUAAAUAAUAUUUAUUACGAACUGCUUUAUAUAUAGUUUCGCAUUUCUCUCAUUCUCAGAUUUGUAUAGAGAGAGAUAGGAGGAAGGAAGGUCUGUACGAUCCGAUUGAGAUUUGAUAAUGGCGGCAACGAAGUAUAAGUAUCUUAUUGAAGUGGAGAAGGCGAAGGAGGCCAAGGACGGGAAGCCAUCGCAGGGACCUGUGUAUCGAAGCCUGUUCGCUAAAGAUGGCUUUCCGCCUCCCAUUCCUGGAUUGGACAGUUGCUGGGAUGUUUUCCGUUUGUCAGUGGAGAAAAAUCCUGGAAACCCAAUGCUUGGUCGUCGGGAGACUGUGAACGGGAAGGCCGGUAAAUAUGUGUGGCUAACUUAUAAAGAAGUAUAUGCCAUGGUAGUAAAAAUUGGAAAUUCCAUUCGCAGUUGUGGUGUGGGGGAAGGAGACAAAUGUGGUAUAUAUGGUGUCAACUGCCCAGAAUGGAUUAUGAGCAUGGAGGCUUGCAAUGCUCAUGGACUCUAUUGUGUGCCUUUAUAUGACACUCUAGGUGCUGGUGCUGUGGAAUUUAUCAUUUGCCAUGCUGAAGUUUCAAUUGCUUUUACGGAAGAAAAGAAGAUACCUGAGCUGUUGAAAACAUUUCCUAACGCGGCAAAGCAUCUGAAGACACUUGUGAGCUUUGGCAAGGUUACACCUGAACAAAAGGAAACACUUGAGAAGUAUGGAGUAGCAUUAUAUUCUUGGAAUGAGUUUCUGCAACUGGGAGAUAAUAAAGAUUUUGAUCUUCCAGUAAAAAAGAAAAGUGAUAUCUGCACUAUAAUGUAUACUAGUGGAACAACUGGUGACCCCAAGGGAGUAUUGAUAUCCAAUGAUAGCAUCAUUACACUUCUGGCAGGGGUGAAGCGAUUGCUAGAGAGUGUAAAUGAACAGUUGAACGAGAAGGAUGUAUAUCUUUCGUUUCUUCCUCUUGCACAUAUCUUCGAUCGCGUGAUUGAGGAGUUAUUUAUCUGGACUGGCGCCUCAAUAGGGUUCUGGCGUGGGGAUGUCAAAUUAUUGACUGAAGACAUUGGGGAGCUGAAACCGACCAUCUUCUGUGCUGUUCCUCGUGUAUUAGACAGGAUCUACGCAGGCUUGACACAGAGGAUUGCGACAGGGGGUUUUGUGAAAAAGACAAUGUUCAAUUUUGCAUAUUCAUACAAGUAUCAUAACAUGCAAAAGGGGCAUGCACAUGGGGAUGCUUCUCCAAUUGCUGACAAAAUUGUGUUUAGUAAGGUCAAGCAAGGGUUGGGCGGUAGGGUGCGGCUUAUUUUGUCUGGAGCUGCUCCUCUUUCUACUCAUGUAGAAGCUUUCUUACGAGUGGUGGCAUGCGCUCAUGUUCUACAAGGAUAUGGUCUGACAGAAACUUGUGCUGGUACGUUUGUGUCACUGCCAAAUGAAUUGUCAAUGCUUGGCACAGUGGGUCCUCCAGUUCCAAAUGUGGAUGUAUGCCUAGAAUCUGUCCCUGAAAUGGGGUACGAUGCCCUUUCAGAUACACCGCGUGGAGAAAUAUGUGUAAAGGGAAACACUUUGUUUUCAGGAUAUUACAAACGUGAGGACCUCACCAAAGAGGUCAUGAUCGAUGGGUGGUUCCAUACAGGUGAUGUUGGUGAGUGGCAACCAGAUGGAAGCUUGAAAAUCAUUGACCGCAAGAAGAAUAUUUUCAAGCUUUCACAAGGAGAGUAUGUUGCAGUUGAAAACUUGGAGAAUAUUUAUGGACUUGUUUCUGAUAUCGAUGCGAUAUGGGUUUAUGGGAACAGCUUUGAGUCCUUCCUGAUCGCAGUAGUUAAUCCUAACAAGCAAGCAAUUGAAAGUUGGGCUGAACAAAACGGUGUAUCUGGUGAUUUCAAUUCUCUCUGUGAACAUACAAGGGUGAAAGAAUACAUACUUGGAGAGCUCAAUAAGAUUGCUAAAGAGAAAAAGUUGAAAGGCUUUGAGGUUAUAAAAGCUGUUCAUCUCGACCCAGAACCAUUUGACAUGGAGCGUGACCUUAUCACUCCAACAUACAAGAAGAAGAGACCCCAGUUGCUUAAAUACUAUAAGGAAAUCAUUGAUAACAUGUACAAGAGUGCAAAAUAAGCCCUAAUGCCUGAAAGAUUUACUUGAGGAGCCGGAAGACCUUGUUCAAUUUGACAAACUCAUCUCUAGUUUAUUUUGUGACUGUACAUAUGCUUAUUUGUACACCUGAUCAUUUGUGUACCGAAUUUGGAUGUACUUUAGAAAACCACAGAUAUGUUUUAUGCAAAUGAGCUAAACCAUUUACUUUGAUUC